Molecule: messenger RNA, 906 nt
Organism: Gordionus sp. m RMFG-2023
Lineage: Eukaryota; Metazoa; Nematomorpha; Gordioida; Chordodea; Parachordodidae
Exons: 3
Coding region: 1-906 (301 amino acids)
Source: RefSeq, a predicted model, not a curated record
AUGGUCGAAUUAGGGGUGAAACUGGACUGUAUUAGCAUUAAGUCAGAUGAUAAUGAUAUAGGUUAUAUAAAUAAUGAUAAAAAAUACAAUUACGGUAAUAAUAAUUCGAGAUACCACGAUAAUUAUAACAAUUAUAACUACAACAACUAUCGUUAUAACAAUAAUAAUCAAUCUAAUUAUGGUAGAAAUAAUACAUGGUAUGAUAAUAAUCAAAGAAAACAGAUCCAAUACGGUGAUGGAAAUCGUAACAAUUACCAAUCUAAUUACAACAAUUCAAAUAAUUAUAGAGGUAAUGACUAUAAUCAGAGAAAACAAAUACAAUAUAACAAUAACUCAAAUAAUUUUGGAGGUGGCGACAACAAUAUUAGAAAGCAAAUACAAUACAAAAAUGAUUAUAAUAUGAAUAUUGAAGAAAUUAUUGAAGAGAAAGUUGACUCUACAAAGAACAAAGAUGAUAAUAAUUUUAAUGUUAACAACUUAUCUGGUGACAUGCUUAAUGAUAAAGAUAACGCAUUUAUGACAACCUUAAAAGUGAACGAUAUUUUUACAUGUAUGCAAGUGGAUACGGGCUCUAAACACACUAUUAUACCUCAUGGUCUGGCUAAAAAACUUGGUAUUAGAGAUCUUAAGAAAUCCGAGCUAAAACUCACCGCAUAUGACGGAAAUUUAAUCAAGAUCAUCGGCACUACUCAAGUCAAAGUGACUUAUGAAGGUAUCUCAAAAUGUUUACAAGCCGUAGUCGUCAAAUCAAUUAAUGUUGACAUUAAUUACGAAGAUGAAAUAAAAAAAUUAAUUAAAGAGUGUGAAUCUAAAUUGACUAAUGGGCCAAUCAACAAAGCAAGUAUCAAGUUACAUUUAAGAAGAGAUGCCCAACCUAAAAUUAUACCGCCUAGACGUAUUCCUUAA